Molecule: messenger RNA, 1633 nt
Organism: Cloeon dipterum
Lineage: Eukaryota; Metazoa; Arthropoda; Insecta; Ephemeroptera; Baetidae
Exons: 4
Coding region: 152-1633 (493 amino acids)
Source: RefSeq, a predicted model, not a curated record
UGUAAACAAUCGGCUCAUUAUUGAUGGUUGCUAGAGGGGCUGGCGUCGUGACAGCAGAUUUAUUUAACAAAAUUUUUCAUGGUUUAAACUGCGCUAACUAACUUUAAAUAUUAUCAUUAAUUUAUUUUUCCCUACAGUUUGAAGCUACAAAAUGAGUGAGGAUAAAGUCGGCCUUAACCAAAUUGCAAAAGAGACAUUGAAAACAAUCGUUACUCUUCGCGAAAAUCAUGCUAUGAAUUUAGGUGGCAUUGAGGUUUUGACGGAAUGCGUGAACAACGUACUUCAAUCCUUUAUUAGUCAGCUAGAGGAAAAGAUGCGCAAAAUUGAUCAAGAUCUUGCUGGAGAGUUUGCCUGGGCAGCGAAGCAGAUGCUGCUUGAAGAUCCUGUAAAACCUGUGUCAACUGAGCAUCGAGUCAUGUCUUGCCUUCGCCUCUACUGCGGUCUGAUUGAGCCAGUCCCUGUCAAACAAGGUAUUGGCUUUCUCCCUACGUACGGGGAUGGCAAUGAAUCUCUUGGCGUGCACGACAUUAAAGCAGUUUAUAUUCCUAUUGAAAAACAAAUUACUGAGCUUCUGCAAUACAGAGAAGUGAGGGAGCUUGUCCUGAACUCUAAAAACUACAUCUCUGACGAAAAUAUAAUACGCUCAGUGUAUGAUGGCAAAGUAGUUAAAAAUCACCCAAUUGUACAGAAAUACAAAAAUGAAAACUGCCUCUUACUCCAAAUCUACGAGGAUGAUGUGGAGUUAUGUAACCCGCUUGGUUCAUACUCCAAAACCCACAAAGUUACACUUGUCUAUUGGACUCUACUGAAUCUACCAGAGCAUGUUAGGUCAAACCUCAAGUCGAUAAACCUGCAGGGUGUGGCCACAGCCGACAGUAUCAAAUAUUUCGGGUUCGAAGCGUUGCUUUCCGAUUUUAUUGAUUUCAUUAAAAAGCUUGAGGCUCCAGAAGGAGUUAAAAUUGUUGUCGAGGGGUUGGAUGAGCCACUAAUUCUUCACGGCACACUUGUGUCUCUUAACGGUGAUGGCUUGGCCUUAAAUAGUAUUGGAGGUUUCAAAGGAAUUGGAUUCGCACUGAAGCCAUGCAGGAACUGCGACAUUUCAAAAGAAGACAUUGGAAAAGUUUUUUUUGAAGUUUUUCCAAGGGACUUGAAAAGCCACAGAGAAAGAGUGGAUAAAUUGUGUAGCGAAAAUUUGACAGAGAGAAGUUUGCUCACCUACAACGACCUGAACUAUCUUGUCUCGGGUUUCCCAUUCCCAAAAGAGUUUUUGCGAUCAAAACCCUCACCAUUUGAACCUGCGCACAUCAAGAACGGAAAACUGAGGCAAAAUGCUUCGCAAAUGCUAUGUCUCAUUUACAUCGUGCCAUUCAUGCUAGAGGAUUUCGCAAAGAGCGAAACCUUGCCAUACAUUGAAAACUUCAGUCUCUUGGGAAAAAUUACAAACGUGCUUCUUGCGUAUGAGGUGAAAAAGAGCGAUUUGAACCUCAGCAGAUUCAUGAUUAAUUGUCACCAUUCUAGAUACUGCGAUCUUUACCCCAAAUUUCCUCCCACUCCCAAGUUUCAUUUUCUUGUUCAUGCACCCUCAGUAAUCGAGCAACUGGGACCAGUCAGAGUGUCUUGGAACAUGAGCUGA